GGGGGAGGGAGAGAAGGUUCAUUCGCUGGCGCGGGAGGCUGAGUGCGCGAGCGGCGGUGGCGACGCUGCUGCUGUGAGGGGAAAAGGAGAGCGGCUGAACAGCGGGGACGGGCGGGCUCGCUGGGUGGGUAGGUAAGGGACACGGCAGGCAGGAGAGAUGAGCGCUCGGUUCCCCCCUAGGACCAGCGAGGAGGAACAGCAGCGGCCGUGGCUGCCGUCGUCGGCUCCCCCGUCUGAAUGAACUGAGGCGAGGCCGCCUUCGCCGGCUCAGCUUGGCCCGGUCUGGCCCAGGCCUCCCUGGCCCGCUUUGGAGCGCGGAGUUAGAGCCCUCUCCUCUUCUGGCCGUCCGGGCAGCUGGAUCUGAAAGAACAAGACAUCAUGGGAGCAUUUUUAGAUAAGCCAAAGAUGGAGAAGCACAAUGCCCAAGGCCAGGGCAAUGGACUACGUUAUGGGCUAAGUAGCAUGCAAGGUUGGCGAGUUGAGAUGGAGGAUGCUCAUACAGCUGUAAUUGGCUUACCAAAUGGGCUUGAUGGAUGGUCUUUUUUUGCUGUGUAUGAUGGACAUGCUGGAUCCCAAGUUGCCAAAUAUUGCUGCGAGCAUUUAUUAGAUCAUAUCACAAGCAAUCAUGAUUUUAAAGGCCGUGGUGCUUCACCAUCAGUGGAAAAUGUAAAGACUGGAAUCAGAACAGGUUUUCUGCAAAUUGAUGAACAAAUGAGGCUACUCUCUGAGAAGAAACAUGGUGCGGACAGAAGUGGGUCAACAGCUGUGGGAGUCCUGAUUUCUCCUCAGCACGUUUAUUUUAUCAACUGUGGAGAUUCUAGAGGAUUACUUUGUAGAAACAGAAAGGUUUAUUUUUUUACACAAGAUCACAAACCAAAUAAUCCACUGGAGAAGGAACGUAUACAGAAUGCAGGUGGUUCAGUAAUGAUUCAGCGUGUAAAUGGAUCUCUUGCUGUGUCUAGAGCACUUGGUGACUUUGAUUACAAAUGUGUCCAUGGAAAAGGCCCUACAGAGCAGCUUGUCUCACCUGAGCCUGAGGUUUAUGAAAUUGAGAGAUCAGAAGAUGAUGAUCAGUUCAUCAUACUGGCUUGUGAUGGUAUCUGGGAUGUUAUGGGAAAUGAAGAGCUGUGUGAAUUUGUCAGAUCAAGGCUUGAAGUUACUGAUGACCUUGAAAGAGUUUGCAAUGAGAUAGUCGACACCUGCUUAUAUAAGGGAAGCCGAGACAACAUGAGUGUGAUACUGAUCUGUUUUCCAAAUGCACCAAAGGUAUUAUCCGAGGCAGUGAAGAGAGAGGCAGAGCUGGACAAGUUCCUGGAAAGCAGAGUAGAAGAGAUCAUAAAGAAGCAGGGUGAAGGAGUUCCAGACUUAGUCCACGUCAUGCGUACAUUACAAACAGAGAGCAUCCCAAACCUUCCACCAGGGGGUGAAUUAGCAAGCAAACGGAGUGUGAUUGAAGCAGUUUAUAACAGACUGAAUCCUUAUAGAAAUGAUGAUGCUGACUCUGCAUCAACUGAUGAUAUGUGGUAAAACUGCCAUCUAAGCUGUGGAGUUUACAUCCAUCCUCAUGGAAAAUACACCCUGCCCACAGUGACCCUUCUAAACAUCCAUCCUCCACCUUACAUGAAGAGGAAAAGAUGUGUUGGUGAAAGUGACUACAUCUGAAAACAGCAGUCCCAGCACCUAGCCCAGAAACUGAUUAUCUUUUUUUCUUUUUGUUGUUUUGCAAAACAGACUUCUGUAAAAGUGAUAUUGAAACCAUAAUGUUGUAAAUUGGACUCUAAGCAAUUUUAUGUUGUAUGAUUUUGUUUUGUAAAGUGCAAUUGUGGUUGUACAAAAUGCUUAUUUAAUAAUGGAACUGCUUUACAUCAUUUAAGGUUAGAUGAAAUGCUUGGUUUGUUGCUCCAAACAAUAAUAAUCUAGCCCUUUCCAUUCACAUUUGCUUCUGGAUUGCUGGGAGCAGCAACCUAGCCAGCUACGUGCUCAGGAGGUGCAUAGAAAUUAUGUUAAGGGUAUUUUAUAUAAAGUCAGAUCAUUGCAAUUCUAGUAUGGAAAAUAACUGGUAUACAGUUAAUUCUCCAUCAGACUUUUAAUUGUUCCCCUUGUUUUUGCAUUCCUGUGGGAUUGAAAAAUCCUAUUGAAAUAUGUGGGAGGUUCAGUGAAAGAAUGGGACAUGACCAUGAAAUAUAAUAAUGGGGGUUAAAAUGCCUUGAUUAUUUGCACCUUUUUAAAAUAGAACUUUACCUUCAAUUUUCAGUUAUGUAACAGGCUAUGUCUUUCGCUAUGUAGUAGGAGCCUGCACCAUUUUUAUUAUCCUGAUUGACUGGGUUGGCUGCUGUUCCAAGUAAAAUACUUUGAAUUCCAUUUUAUCAAUAAAGAUUGAUUUAACAAACAACAAGAAACUUAACAAUGUAUGUGUAACUCCUUCCCCCUCUCUUGUCUUCUUGUAAAUGAGAUGUCAUGUGGAUAAAUAUUUUUUAUGAACUCAUUGCCCAUUUAUGAAAUGGGAAGAACUCUUGAGUGUUGCCCAAGGCACAGGUGGACUUUCCCCCCCAGUUAGUGGGUGUAAUGUGGUUUGAGAAAGUUUUUUUACAUGGGUUUCUUUCAAGAUAUUUGCUGUGAGAGAAUCACAUGAAUUUACACUUGCCUCUUGUUAAUGAAAACUAAUUUGUCAGAGCCUGACAAUCUUCCCUAUGGUAUGUUUUAUAUGGCCCCAUUGACUUAGGGGAAAAAAAGUGUUUUCAUAGUAUGUGUGAUUUGAAAUAUAGCAUGUUUAACUGUUGAAAUUAAAUUCUAAUUUUUUAAAAAUUAUAAAAGCAGUACAACUAAUUUGAUUUCUCUCCUACUGAACAUUCAGAAUAACUUUUCAAAUCAGUCAUGUGUUUGCAGAACUACUGUUUUGUGCACCUUGUAUUUUGUCCUUUUUUACAUUGAGAAUAUUGUAUGAUCAACAUGUAGCUUUCUUUAAUAUUUCAGUCAGCAGAUGCCCCUCCAAAGGAAAAUCAACAAAAUAUAUAAAUAGGUUGUAGUAAUGUAGCUAGACAUUUUUUAAAAAGGUGUAAAAUAUACCUUUUUAUAGGAAACAAUGUACAAUGCGUUUUUCUAUAUCUGUCGUUUUCCCUAACUUUGAAAUAUACAUUUGUGUGUAUAUAUAGCCUUAAAACUAUUGCAGUUAGGGAGUGUUGAACAGUGUUGACAGUUAAAAAGUAACUUAAUAAUGUCUCAGCUAAGGAUAGCAUUAUGCCAGCAAACAUUUUAUUUUAUUCCUCUUGUUUGUGUGAGGUACUUAACCUUGACAUAAUUGUAACCAGUUUGUACCCUGUUGAAGCAUGAAUUAAGAAAACGUAAGCACUAUUUGUAUUUAUAAAUUUAUAUCAACUUUGGGUUAAAGAACCAAUCCCUCACCCUACCAACAAAUAAAUGGUUAAAAUGUACAGUUUUGUUGAGUUCAGACUAUAAAGAUGUCAAAUGUAUAGCUUCACAAGAACCUAAUUAAGAGACCUGUAUUUAAAAUACUACAAGGUCAGCUAGCAAAGAAGGUUAAACUGCUUCUAGGAUUGGUAAGAAAACUUUGCUCCUUUUUCUGUGUAAAGUGUAGUUCUAAAAAUUGCAAAACUUCAGACCACCUAGUGGAAACUUAAGGUUUAAAACAUUUUAUAAAUCACAAGUCAAAAGCCAUAUGAUAAAACAAGAAUUUAAAUGUCAUAAUGAUACAAUAGCAUAUGUUUAAAACUUUUAAGAUGCACCCUUAAAAACACCACAAUUCUUCUGCUGUGUUGCUAGUAGUACUAAAAAAAGGAUUGUGGGGGGCAUGAUAAAAGAGGCACAGCAGUUGUAGAUUUCCUUCCCUUAUUUUGGCACUUUAAAGUGGUCAAAGCACUGUGUCAAUUAUGCCUGCUUAAUACACUGCUAUUUUAUAUAUACCAAAAUGAGAUUAAAUUCAUAUAACCAAUGCACCACAUAUUCCAGCAAGGGCGCUCACUCACUCUUGUUCAUUAGUCUGCAAAAAAGGAAAAAGUACUUUUCAUUUUUGCAACUUUUUGAAAAUGCUAAAAAUGUUGGAACACCUCAGGGGCAAUGCAGCAGCAUUUUGAAGAAUUAUGUGCUAUUUAUUUCCGUAACUGGAGGGGAGGAGUGGAUGCCUCUGUGCCGAUGAAAUAAAGUAAUAUGAUGGUCCCAAAUGUACCUGUAAGGUGUUAAUAUUUUGUUCCUUUGCUUUUUACUACUUAUCCAUACUGUUUGGUAUUUUUUUUAUUUUUUGACAGCAUUAAAUAUCUGACCACUACAGUUUAUAUUUUUCAGUGACUUCUGACAACAGUAUCAAGUACUCUCAAACAUCAAGAAUACCUACUUUGUUACACUUUUUAUGAUAGUCAUCUUGGUUGAAUUCAGUAUAAUGUGUUUGAGUUGGUUCCACAUCUUGUGGUUUACGAAACAUUGAACUAUUACCAAUCUUCUGUUUUUGCAGGUUUUUGUACAGUUACACCUGUUAAAUGGGUGUUCACUGUACAAAAUUGAGCUGAAAGCACAGGUUUGGAUUCAUUUCUACAGAUAUAUUUUGCCCUGUGGUUAAUGUUCAUUCAAAUAUACAUCUCUAAGCUGAAAUAUUUCAGUGCCUGAAAUUAUAGUUUUGCCAUAUGAGGCCCCAUUCACCCAAACAUUUAACCUUAGAAGAAUUAAAGAUUUCUAACCUCAUAGGUUAGAAACCUCUAUAAAGAUGAAUGUAUAACUCAUUGCGAUAUCUGCUUAGUACAGAAGUAUAACUGGCUCAAAGCAAUAGGCUGGUUUUACUUUAUGUAAUUGUCUUAUUGUUUGGAGCAAUUGGUGUCCAAAGUGAAGAAAAUCUCAUCCAUGCAUCAUCACGUGUGAUAAGUGUGUUCUGUGUUGUCUUCAUAGAAUGCAAAACAGAAUAACAAAAUAGUAUGAAUGGUGCAAUGCAAAGCCACACUAAUUGGAGUUGGUAAUCAAGCAAAGAAGUUAUCACAAUAGAUCACUGGUAUUAAAUUUAAUUCUUUUUUAUUGUUAUUGGGCCUAUAUCUCUGAGCAAGUUGAAGCUGAGUGGUGGACAUCCCCUUUUCAUUAUCCCAAGAAGGUAAAAAAAAUCCCUGUUGCUGCUGCCAUAAUGCAUUGCUCCUCUGCUUCCAAUCAAAAACAUUUGGGGUCUCCAAAAGAGGAUUAAUUUUGUAUACUGUCCACGUUCAGAGAUAGUGAGUGGAUAAGUAUGUGCAAGUGCCUUUACAGCCCCAGCAUGUACAAAUGGAAAACAUUGGGGGCUUAACUUAAAGAGAAGUGCAAACCAGAUACCAUUUCCUUCCAACAUUUUUCCCUCUGAGAUUGGAAAUGCUGAGUAGUAAACAAUUGCAACAAGGAGUGGGUCUCUGUGCUACUUUCAGGUGCUAUCAGAGAUGACUAUAAAGGGAACAUACAGUGUAUCUCCCCAUAGCAAUCCCCAUUCUUCCUUCCCCUGCCCUCUAUGCUAUCUUAAUACAAUUUGACCUGUGCUGAUAUUUACACCGUGUUCCCCUACCACCACCAUCAAAUUACACAGCAGGGAUGAGACAGCAGCCAGGACAAUGUCAGGUGAUGGGUCAAGUUGUGCUACAUCUUAUGAAAGCUGUUUCUGGCGACAGUGCCAUUUUUUUUGAUAACCUUAGUUUGCACAGGUGUUCUAAUCCUUGUAUCUUAUCCUUCCUUGAGGAGCUUUGGACACUACAUGGAUGAAUUCAUGCUCACAAUAGCCCAGUGGUUAAGCUGAAAAGUGAUGAUUGGCCAAAAUCACCCAGCAAGCUUCAUGGCUGAGCUGGGGUUUAAACCUCAAUCUGCCUGGUACAAGUCUCAGCACUCAGUCCAGUAGACUGUGGUACAUGGGAUAGACUAAUGGGAAGUGCACAUUCAUGCAUUAUGACCAUUCUGGAAUGCUAACCUCAGUACCUGAUGUAAAGGAAGGGUCCUACAUUACAGAGAUCAUUGAGUGAAUGCAAUGGGAACACCUCUGUAAGCAGCUUUUCUGUCAGAGCAUUCUGUUCUCGGAUGCAUCCUAAGGAUCUAUAUAUUGUGACCUAUUUUAGUCUCUUCCUUCUUUCUGCCUCCCAAUGCUUUUUGCUAUUUUGCAGUGCUGAACUUGCAUUCUGUUUAAAAGGCGUCAUCCUCACACAGAAGUGCGGAGUAGGGGGAGGGAAUCCCAUGCCGAGCUAAUAUUUAAUAACUGAUUUAAACAAAGUUACCUCAGUAGGCCAAUGGUGAAUUUUUUUGAAGCCCCUUUGUAUCUUGGUAGGGUGGUAUUUUCAUGUAGUCCUGCUUCUAAUCUUGCCUGGGAAGAAGCAGGUAUACUGCAGUUAGAGUAGGCCGGGGGGGCAUUGAAUUGUCCUGAAAGACACAGGCUAAGAAAGCUGUUAAAUAAUGUUGCUGAGUUGGCUGUUUAAAAUGCCCAGGCAGAACACACUGUGCUUUCUGCCUCAGCUGAGCCAGGGAGCCAUUUCCCAAUAGCUUUUAACUAGUAACAGCAAAGCAGCAAAUAUCAGUGUUUUGCAGAGUUUUCCUGGCUCCAUGGGGCACUGGCACAAAUUGCUUUAGCUGCUUCCAGGUGUGUCCUAGGGGAGCUACAAGCUAUAGUACUUCCUUCCGGUAGACCAGCCUUUCCCAGCUAGUGGGCCACCAGAUGUUGUUGGACCACAACUCCCAUCAGCCUCAGCCAGCAUUGCCAAUGGUCAGGAAAGAUAGGAAUUGCGGUCCAACAACAUAUAUAUAUAAAUUCAGUUGAAAAAAUACAUUCUGCUCAGUGAGUCAUAAUCUGUUGCUGCUUUCCAGAAACUACAGCUGUGUUGCCUGGGGCUGAUGGGAAUUGGCAGUUAUAGUCCGAAACACCUGGAGGGCGCAAAGAUGUUGAAGGCUACCCUAAUCCCUGACCAGCUCUUUAAGCUGUGAUCUAUAUAGUUUCUCCUUAUUGUUGGUUAAUCCUUGCAAUUAACCCUUAUCCUUUUCCAGUUUACAGCUAUGCUGUGUUUUGAUUACAGUUUGCUUCCUGGCAGUAGAGUCCUUAGCCAGUUGUUUGCCUGCCAGAGAGCAUGUAAUUUUAUUGAAGCCCUGUUGAAUUUCACUGACGCAAGGCAAUCUCCCUUUAGCCACCUUUUCUUCUUGAUAACCAUUCGAGAGGCUUCUAUUUACAAAAGGAGGCCAAUAUUGUUUAUACAUGGUAUGGUGACCUAUUUUUGUAAGAUUUGCUUAUACGUUAACAAUGAUGUUUUGUUGCACCUUGAAGACUGUCUCAUUGAAGGCGAUCGAGACAUAGCUUAGAGCACUUGUUCUCACUCUCAUGUUGGUUUUACACAUGAACAGCCAACCUGUUUUAAGCAAUAAACACACUGUGGCUUAGA
Molecule: messenger RNA, 7370 nt
Organism: Rhineura floridana
Lineage: Eukaryota; Metazoa; Chordata; Lepidosauria; Squamata; Rhineuridae
Gene: PPM1A
Product: protein phosphatase, Mg2+/Mn2+ dependent 1A
Exons: 6
Coding region: 379-1527 (382 amino acids)
Biological process (GO): negative regulation of canonical NF-kappaB signal transduction; positive regulation of canonical NF-kappaB signal transduction; positive regulation of canonical Wnt signaling pathway
Cellular component (GO): cytosol; nucleus
Molecular function (GO): protein serine/threonine phosphatase activity; manganese ion binding; magnesium ion binding
Source: RefSeq, a predicted model, not a curated record